CAGAAAGUAGAGCUCUUAAAGAAGAUUGAAGCAAAGGUAUCUGGAUGGGUCGAAAGAUGGUAAAGAUGACGAGGAUAACGAACGAGAAAACGAGGAUAACGACUUACAAGAAGAGGAAAGCAUGUUUGUAUAAGAAAGCCAGUGAGUUCUCAACACUCUGCGGUGUGGACACUUGUGUCAUUGUGUACGGCCCGAGCAGAGCAGGGGACGAAAUGGUCAUGGAGCCCGAGUUAUGGCCAAAGGAUGGGAGCAAAGUCCGUGAAAUCUUAACCAAGUACAGAGACACUGCGUCAAGCAGCUGCACCAAGACAUACACCGUGCAAGAAUGCUUGGAGAAAAACAACACUAAGGUGGAGAAACCGACGAUUGCGACAAAGUAUCCUACAUGGGACAAAAAGCUCGACCAGUGUUCUUUAAAUGACCUCUAUGCGGUUUUCAUGGCAGUAGAAAACAAGAUCCAAGAGGCUACGAAUAGGAAUCAGACAUUUCCUGACACUAGUUGUUGGUCUAAUGACCAACUUGGUUUAUGCGGUUACAAUCGGCAAUGUUUUGAGCAGUAUCAGUUGUUUCCUCUGCCUACUAUGGAUUACAACGGGCUCUCUUUCUUCCCUUUUAAUAACCAGAUGACCUCAAAUACUGCGGAAGUGUCUUCCUUCUCGAAUGUGACAGAGCCGAUGAUAGCGAACGGGCAAAGCUUGUUUUACGGGAGUUGUUCGGAUGGUCCAUAUGGUCCGAUGGUACAGAGGACAGCUUAUAUGGAGCCAAUACAUUGGGGUUUAGGAAACAGUAUGUUCAACAAUGUGAAGCAGUUCCAAGAUUAUCCCUUCAGGUUUGCACAAGUUAAUGAUUUGGAGGAUUCAAGUAAACUUUCUAUGUGAGAAAUGUCAUUUGUUUCUUCCGUUUGAAUGUUGCUUUAUAAACUUCUUUUUAUCAAGUUUCUAUUAAGUUUGUUGAUUUUUUU
This is a messenger RNA of Arabidopsis thaliana (thale cress), 961 nucleotides long. RefSeq names its product MADS-box transcription factor family protein. NCBI's taxonomy places the organism in Eukaryota, Viridiplantae, Streptophyta, Magnoliopsida, Brassicales, Brassicaceae. The transcript has 2 exons. Gene Ontology annotation, cellular component: nucleus. Gene Ontology annotation, biological process: regulation of DNA-templated transcription; positive regulation of transcription by RNA polymerase II; DNA-templated transcription. The record is from RefSeq and is marked reviewed. Bases 45 to 878 code for a protein of 277 amino acids. Gene Ontology annotation, molecular function: DNA-binding transcription factor activity, RNA polymerase II-specific; protein dimerization activity; cis-regulatory region sequence-specific DNA binding.